Zea mays is the source of this 1490-nucleotide messenger RNA. RefSeq lists its product as uncharacterized. Gene Ontology annotation, biological process: defense response to other organism. The record is from RefSeq and is marked validated. The transcript has a single exon. The coding region runs from base 288 to 1172 and encodes 294 amino acids. Lineage: Eukaryota; Viridiplantae; Streptophyta; Magnoliopsida; Poales; Poaceae. Gene Ontology annotation, cellular component: plasma membrane.
GUCAUUAAUUAAUUAUUUAAUUGAAGGAAUGGGGACAACGCCAAUGGGCCAAUUAGCAAAGCGUAGCAAAUCAUUUGGUGAGGUCGAGCUAUCGAUCCAUCGCGCGCGUAAAGGUGGGUGACGCGUCGCUCUCCUUCUCCUCCCCUGCUUGGCUGCUUGCCCUAUUAGAUCUCUCCAUGUCCAUUUAAGAGAGAGAGCCAGACAGGUCCAUCCACAGGACCACCAGAGAGCCACAGCACCAGCGGCAGCCACCCAAAGCCCAGGAGGCCAGGACCGCCUCACCGCCAAUGGCCGACCGCGUGUACCCCGCCGCCAAGCCGAACCCGCCUCCAGGCGCGGCGGGCAACAGCAACGGCGCGCAGGCGUCGUCGUUCCCUGCGCCCAAGUCGCAGAUGUACCAGCGGCCCAUCUACCGUCCUCAGGCCCCCGCGAAGCGGCAGCGCGGGCGGUCGUGCCGGUGCAGCUUGUGCUGCUGCUUCUGCUGGGCGCUGGUGGUGGUGAUCCUGCUGGCGUUCGUGGCCGCGGUGUGCGGCGGCGUCUUCUACCUGCUGUACCGGCCGCAGCGGCCGUCGUUCAGCGUGUCGUCGGUGCGGCUGGCGUCGCUGAACCUGACGUCGUCGGCGACGGCGCCCGUGCUGAGCGACGCCAUCACGCUGACCGUGACGGCCCGGAACCCGAACAAGAAGAUGGUGUACCUGUACGACGACCUGACCCUGCUGGUGGCCACGGCCGCCAACGCCGUGCCGCUGGGGAGCGCCACGGUGCCCGGGUUCGCGCACGCGGCCGGCAACACCACCGUGCUGACCGCCACCGUCUCCGCCAGCGCGGUGGGCGUGGACCCCAGCGGCGCCAGCUCCGACAUCAAGCGGUCCGGCGGCGGGUCGUUCUCCGUGGUGGUGGACGCGGACACCAGCGCCGGCGUCCGGGUGGGCGGGCUCAAGACGAAGAAGAUCGGCAUCCAGGUGCACUGCGAGGGCAUCAAGCUGACGGCACCGCCUCCGCCUCCGCCGGCGCCCAAGAGGGCCAAGGGGAAGAACAGCACCGCCGCGCUCGCGCCUGCUCUGGCGCCGUCCGCCGCCGACGCGACGCCGGCGAAGACGGCCACGGUGAGCACGGCGGCGCACUCGUGCAAGGUUAGGGUCCGCGUCAAGAUCUGGAAGUGGACUUUCUAGGUACGGGCAGCGGGAGGAGAGGAGACACCUUUAGGGGCUGCAGCGCGCAAAAAAAAAAGAUUUUCGCUUUCAUUGCUAUUUAUUUAUCUAUAUAUAUAAAUAUAUAUACGGCGAUAAGUUUGUUAUCACCAUGAUUACUAUAUAUCGGAGCGGGCAGGAGUAUAUGUAUUGUAGGACCAAGACAUGCGUGCGUCGGUGUAAAUUCAUUCGCCCAGGCAUUUUCUUUUCCUUUUUGCUUCAACCAUUUUUCACCCCUGUGAUUGAUCAGUGGAACGGAUGAUGUAUAAUUACGUGUGAUUGUAGACUGUGAUUCGAUUU